AUGCCUGGGCGCGCUCCCCUCCGCGUGGCCCGAGGGUCCCUGGGCGCUUGGCUGCUGGGCAGCCUGUGGGUCUGCGCACUGGGCUGCCUCGGCGGCGUGGGGACGGCGGCGCCGGGGGCCGGGGGCUCCCUGGGGCCUCAGCGCCCUUGCCAGGUGCCGCAGCAGUGGGAGGGACGCCAGGUGCUGUACCGGCAGAGCACCGGGCGCUACAGUCGCGCCCUGCUCUCUUACGACGGGCUCAACCAGCGCGUGCGGGUGCUGGACGAGAGGAAGGCGCUGAUCCCUUGCAAGAGAUUAUUUGAAUAUAUUUUGCUCUAUAAGGAUGGAGUGAUGUUUCAGAUCGAACAAGCCACCAAACAGUGCUCCAAGAUCACCCUGACAGAGCCCUGGGACCCUCUGGACAUUCCUCAGAACUCCACCUUUGAGGACCAAUACUCCAUAGGGGGGCCCCAGGAGCAGAUCACCGUCCAGGAGUGGUCAGACAGAAAGUCAGCCAGAUCAUAUGAAACUUGGAUUGGCAUUUAUACCGUCAAGGAUUGUUAUCCUGUCCAAGAAACCUUCACCAAAAAUUACAGUGUGAUAUUGUCCACACGGUUUUUUGACAUACAGCUGGGCAUUAAAGACCCAUCAGUGUUCACCCCACCAAGCACGUGCCAGACAGCCCAACCAAAGAGGAUGAGUGAGGACUGCUCCUGGUAA
Molecule: messenger RNA, 699 nt
Organism: Rangifer tarandus platyrhynchus (Svalbard reindeer)
Lineage: Eukaryota; Metazoa; Chordata; Mammalia; Artiodactyla; Cervidae
Source: the annotation of a GenBank genome assembly